UGUGAGAGGAAACCACCCUCCAGCUAGCGCCCUGACGCAGCAGCAGCAGCUAACUGCUCAGCGCUCUUCUUGGAUUGAGUCCCUGGCAGAAGCAGCCCUGUCCAUGCCGGAGUCUUCCUCACCACUGCCGCUGCAAGCCACUGUCCCAGCACCAGGGAUGUCCGCUGACGAUGAUACACAGAACACUGGAGCAGCGGAUGUGUGGCCUGAGCUGGAGAAGGCAGAGAAGCUGGCCCGGGGAGCAGCGCUGAAAUGGGCCUCUGGGGUUUUCUACCGACCGGACCAGCUGGAGAGACUGGGCCAGUACCGGAAGCGCGAGAGCCAACGCACUUCCUCCAUACAGUCCCGGCUGAAGUCCGCAGUGCAGUCCUACUUGGAGGGGGUGGGUUCAGGGCUGGAGCAGCUCCGCUUGGCUCUGGCUGACACCCGGGAGGUGUCCUGCACUCUGGGAGAGGUGCGCAGUGAGUGGAGCGGCAAAGCCAGUGGAUUCCAGUCCCUGGAGCAUCUUCGGGAAAUUGCCUCGGAACAUGAGCGACUGGCAGCAGCAUACAACAACCUGCCACACCUCUUCUCUGUGCCAGUCGCGGUCAUGGAGACACGGCGCCUGAUCGAGUCCAGGCAGCUGUUGGAAGCUCAUGCCCAUCUGAUGGAGCUUGAGGGCUGGCAGGAUGACAUCCACAGGCAGCUCCAGCGAACUAGCGGUCCAAGCUCGGAAGGGGCCAGUCUGGUUUUUGAUUACUUUGCCGGAGUGCGCCAGCUGGGGGAAGCCUUCGCAAAGGAGCUCUGGGAAGUGAUUCGCUGUGGACUUGUACUUGUGCGGCAGGACCCUACCCCCUUUGUCUCAGCAGUGCGCAUCAUCGAGCGCGAGGAAAGGAUCGACUGUACACUCCUUGACACCCACGAUGCCAACCCUCGCUUUAUGCCUCCCGGGAGGCCCAAGAACUGGAGGACCAAGUUCUUCCUGGUCAUUGAGGAGGCUAUUGCUGUUCGCUUUCAGGCCACCUACCUGGACAUCAGAGGCCCUGAGCUAGCGAACCACCUGGUCGCCCUGCAGAACAGCAUCAUGAACGACCUCAUCACUGUCAAGUACUUGCUUGAGCAGUGUUGCCCACCCCACUACCACAUUUCCCGAGCCUACAUGCUCAUGUACCACAAGUGCCUCUCUGCUUACCUGCAGCAGGUGGUCAGCUGGGACCUGGAGAGCAGCGAGAUCUUCACUGUCCUCAACUGGGUCCUGCACGUCUACCACAGCCCUGAAAUGAUGGGCCAUCCUGAUCUUUGUUCUGAUGAGGACUUUGAGGAAUUGGGGCCACUUAUAUCCCAGGAUGCACUGGAACAGAUGCAGAAUAAAUACGUCAACACUGUCCGGGCCAGCGUGUCCGAGUGGAUGCAGAAAGCACUGGAGGUGGAACUUUUAGACUGGCAGAGGAACCAGGAGCCAGACUUUGACCAUGAAGGCUUCUACCAGACCAGCCUGCCCACUAUCAUCAUACAGAUGCUGGAGGAGAAUGCGCGUGUUGCCUUGGUGAUCAGUGAGGCUCUGCGAGACCAGAUGAUUGUCAUGGGCCUCUAUGAGUUGGAGACCUUUCUCACCAGGCUUCGUGAAGCUCUGGUGGACUAUGGGAAGGAGUGGCGGAAAGACCAUACAAAUCCCAAGUAUUACCUGCACUACUUGCUGGCUGCAAUCAACAGCUGCAUCUCCUUGAGGGGCGCCAUUGAGAGUCUGCAGCAGCAGCAGAGCACUGCUCCACAGUACAUCAACAGAGCCCCUCCCUGUCCACAGGUAGUGCUAGAGAGGACAACAAAAAGAGCCUGCAGACUGGUCAUUGAUGAGCUGCUCUUUGAGGUUCAGCCGCAGUUCCUGCACUUACUGUCUCGCUCCUGGCUAUCAGACUGUGAGGUGAUUGAUGGGAUCUGCAACUCCGUGGACCAGCAUUUCAGCCACUGCAGGCGUGUCCGGGAGCCCUACUUCCAGUUCCUGGUGGUGGAGAGCCAGUGGGCGCUGGUGGUGGAGUAUGUGCGCACCCUCAUGCAGAAACCAAUGGUCUGCCGCAACUCAGAGGAGAGGAGCCAUCUGUCAGACAGGAUGGCCCAGGAUGCACUGCAGCUUGGGGACCUGUUUCACAGGAUGAGCAGCAGACAAGAUGAUGACCACUGGGCCUGUAGUCAGGGGCCACAGAGCUGUGAAAUGCUGACUGGAGUGCUGUCUGCGCUGGCUGAGUUUAUCCGGAUCAAUGACACCUCCAUGCUGAGUCUGGAAGUGUCUGGACUCAUCACCAAGUACCCUGACAUCAGCGAGGAGCAUGUGUUGGUCCUGCUGGACGUGAGAGGGGACGUCCCAAGAGAGGUGCGUGGGACAGUGCUAGACAUACUGCAGCAGAACACCCAUCCCCUACCGCAAGGGUACCGCCCCAUCUUCAACGACAUCCUUGUCCCUGCUCGCAGCAUGCCAUUCUGCCUGCCCACUGUUAAGUGUGCCUGAGACAGAAGACAGCGAGCACUGGGGGGUGGAGAGGGAGUGAGAAAAAGAAAAAGAUAAUACCCACAAUGUGGUGCCGGUUUACAUUCAAGACAUCAAGCUAUGAAACAUAUAGCAGAGGGAGGGGGUGCUGCAGGAUAGCAGAUUCUCAGAGCUAUUUACUUCAAAUUGUCAUUAGCAUUUUUUUAUUUUUUUCAAAAAUGUAUAUAGUGUUUUUUUCCCUUUUAAACAAAAAUUGUAUGAAUAAUAAUUUUGAGUAAAUAGCUUUGAGAAUCCAGCCCAUUGUAGUGAGGUUAGAAGUUAAAUUAAUGGAUAGUUGUUGGUCCUACUGAGCAUAAGAAAUAUGCAAUGUGAAAGCCUGACCAAGCCCUGAAGUCUUCAUGUCCCCCUCUGCCCAUGCUCCUGACACUCACUUUCACAAAGUAAGUGCAGUAGUUUUUUCAAGAGAAAUGGCCCCGCUGUUCAGUGGAAUCAGCGUUAUUUAUUUUAAUUCCUGUGACUUGAAUCAGGAACCCUGAAUGUGUUUUGAAUGAAAUUAAUACUUCAUGCUGUA
Acipenser ruthenus (sterlet) is the source of this 3032-nucleotide messenger RNA. RefSeq names its product exocyst complex component 3-like protein. Gene Ontology annotation, biological process: exocytosis; exocyst localization. The transcript has 13 exons. The coding region runs from base 104 to 2482 and encodes 792 amino acids. Gene Ontology annotation, molecular function: SNARE binding. Gene Ontology annotation, cellular component: exocyst. NCBI's taxonomy places the organism in Eukaryota, Metazoa, Chordata, Actinopteri, Acipenseriformes, Acipenseridae. The record is from RefSeq and is a predicted model, not a curated record.